GGUAUCUAACUUCCUCCCUAGUCUCUGGGUAUCUACCUUCCUCCCUAGUCUCGGGGUAUCUAACUUCCUCCCUAGUCUCUGGGUAUCUAACUUCCUCCCUAGUUUUUGGGUAUCUAACUUCCUCCCUAGUCUCUGGGUAUCUAACUUCCUCCCUAGUCUCUGGGUAUCUAACUUCCUCCCUAGUCUCUGGGUAUCUAACUUCCGCCCUAGUGUCUGG
Molecule: messenger RNA, 217 nt
Organism: Candidula unifasciata
Lineage: Eukaryota; Metazoa; Mollusca; Gastropoda; Stylommatophora; Geomitridae
Source: the annotation of a GenBank genome assembly